Messenger RNA from Parasteatoda tepidariorum (common house spider), 644 nucleotides. RefSeq lists its product as uncharacterized. The record is from RefSeq and is a predicted model, not a curated record. Gene Ontology annotation, cellular component: mitochondrion. Lineage: Eukaryota; Metazoa; Arthropoda; Arachnida; Araneae; Theridiidae. Gene Ontology annotation, molecular function: protein-disulfide reductase activity.
UAAACAAUCAUUCUUGAUCAAAUCAAUCAAUCAUUUGAAAUUCAUGGUCGUGAAAACUGAAAGAUUUUAUGUUCUCCAAAUUAUUUGCAGAUUAUUAAAGAUAGUAAUCCUGAGUAUGGGCACUCGUUUUUCUAGCUCUUCUCCAAAAAUGUUUUCUAGUGUUGAGCGAAAACUUAUUAAUGAAUUAAUAAACAAACACUGUGUUGUUAUUUUUUCCAAAUCUCAUUGUAUAUACUGUCGAAAAGUGAAAAAGUUAUUUGAUGAAAACAAUAUAAAUUUCACAACUAUUGAAUUAGACAAAAGGGAAGAUGGAAGUAAUAUGCAGGAUGUUCUUCAUGAAAUUACAGGCUCCAGAACAGUUCCACGAGUAUUUAUAAAUUCAGAAUGCAUUGGAGGUGCAUCUGAUACAGAGAAAUUGUACCAAGAAAAUAAACUUUUUGAAAAAAUUAAACUAUGUAGUAGUAGGUUAUAGUGUUAAAAAUUUUUAAAACUACUUGUACUAAUGUAGUUUGUAGAGUGUACAGGUUUGCAUUGCUUCAAAGUUUUAUUUGUAACUCAUUCAUCAUAUUUAUUUUUUUUAAAAAAACUACCCACAAAUUUGUAAAGCAAACAUGCAUGUUGUACAAUAAAUAUUUAAUGUUUCA